Molecule: messenger RNA, 1744 nt
Organism: Echinops telfairi (small Madagascar hedgehog)
Lineage: Eukaryota; Metazoa; Chordata; Mammalia; Afrosoricida; Tenrecidae
Product: cytochrome P450 4F3-like
Exons: 11
Coding region: 88-1437 (449 amino acids)
Molecular function (GO): iron ion binding; oxidoreductase activity, acting on paired donors, with incorporation or reduction of molecular oxygen; monooxygenase activity
Source: RefSeq, a predicted model, not a curated record
AUUGAGCUAGCCACAAGCAAAUACCAGAAGACAGAGGGAAGAGGUGUUUUUUAAAGCUGAAAGCCACUGGAGAGAGAACGAGCCAGGAUGCCCAUGCUGAGCCUGUCCUGGCUGGGAUUUUGGCCCUCGGGAGCCUCCCCUUGGCUGCUCCUGCUGCUGGCCGGGGCCUCCUGGCUCCUGGCCCGAGUCCUGACCUGGAUCUUCGCCUAUCAUGACAACUGCUUCCGCCUUCGAUGUUUCUCACAGCCCUCCAGACGAAGCUGGUUUUGGGGUCACCUGGGUCUGGUCCAGAACAAUGAGGAGGGGUUGCGACUGUUGGAGGACCUGGGCCACUUCUUCCUUGACAUCCACGUCUGGUGGAUGGGGCCCUUGCACCCCGUUCUGCGCCUCGUCCACCCUAUGUAUAUUGCCCCCGUGCUAAAGGCCCCAGCCAGCGUUGUGCCCAAGGACAUGUUUUUCUAUGGCUUCCUGAAGCCCUGGCUUGGGGAUGGACUCCUGCUGAGUGGUGGUGACAAGUGGAGCCGCCACCGCCACCUGCUGACAUCCGCCUUCCAUUUUGACAUUCUGAAGCCCUAUAUGAAGAUCUUCAACAAGAGCGCGCACAUCAUGCACGCCAAGUGGCGACACCUGGCCUCACAGGGCACUACUCGUCUGGACAUGUUUGAGCACCUCAGUCUCCUGACCCUGGACAGUCUGCAGAAAUGCAUCUUCAGCAUGGACAGCCACUGUCAGGAACGGUCCAGCGAAUAUAUUGCUGCCAUCUUGGAGCUCAGUACUUUGGUGGUUAAACGGCACCUUCAGAUCUCCCGGCACCUGGACUUCCUGUACUACUUCACGUCUGACGGACGGCGCUUCCGCAGGGCCUGCAAGCUGGUGCACGACUUCACAGACACCGUGAUCAAGGAGCGGCGCCAGGCGCUCACUGCCCAGGGUGUUGACAACUUCCUCAAGGCCAAAGCCAAUGCCAAAAGUUUUGACUUCAUUGAUGUGCUCCUGCUGGCCAAGGAUGAAAAAGGGAAUAAGUUGUCAGAUAAGGACAUCCGAGCUGAAGCCGACACCUUCAUGUUUGAGGGUCAUGACUCAACAGCCAGCGGCCUCUCCUGGGUCCUGUACAACCUGGCCAAGCACCCGGAAUACCAGGAGCGCUGCCGGAAGGAGGUGCAAGAGCUCCUGAAGGGCCGUGGGACCGAGGAGAUUGAAUGGGACGACCUGGCCCUGCUGCCCUUCCUGACCAUGUGCAUCAAGGAGAGCCUGCGGCUGCAUCCUCCCGUCACCGUUGUCUCACGGCGCUGUACCCAGGACAUAGAGCUUCCAGACGGCCGGGUCAUCCCCAAAGGGAACAUCUGCUUGAUCAGUAUCUUCGGGACUCAUCACAAUCCAAUAGUGUGGCCUGAGCCUGAGGUGCUGUCCAUGCCCCUCCCCCCACCCCCACCCUGAGACUUGGGGAGGGUGCAGGGCAGAUGCCUGGGGCAGGAGCACAUUCUUUCUGUCUCGAGAAGCCCGGGUGGCAAAGUGGUUCCGAACUGGGCUGUUCACCACAAGGUUAGCACAGUAGCACAGAAGCAGCAGGCCACCUGUGGGAGGAAGACAAAACUCUCUACUCUUGCGAGAGUUCCAAUCUCAGAAACCCACCCGGGCAGCUCCACCCUGGCAUGCAGGGUCCCUCUGAGUCGGAAUCGACCCUCUGGACCCUAGCCACACGUGUGUUGGCUGAGGGGCCUGGCUGUGCUGGAGAGCCCACCUA